AUGUCCGAGCCUCGAGCCUUCACAGUUCGACCGCUGUCAAAGCAAACCAGAAGUGAUCAUAGAGAUGCCUUUCGUGUUUAUCUCUCGUCCUCGUCCUUGGCAUUUUUAAAACUCAGAGCUGGAGACGUGUGCAAUAUUAGUCUCGCCGGCGGACCAUCGAAAACAGCAAUAGCUUGGAACGCGACCGAGAAUAUCCAAAAUACGGUUGUACAGACCUCGAGAACUCUUCAGGAAUGCUAUGGAAUCAAAAUUGGGGAGAAGAUUACAAUAUGCAGGGUCGACGGACCCCUGAAUAAGAUCGACACAGUCUCCAUUAUAGAGUGUUCAGAUAGUGAUAGGAUUGCAAAAUACGGCGCGAUUCCACCCUCUGACUUAAUCCACUGGUCAUGGUCUUUGGAGCUGCCUCUUCUGAAAUGCGAUGGCAUUGCUGUUGGCCUAGUAUUUGAGCUAGAGCUUAGGAGCCAACGCCGAAGCUUCAGAGUGGCAGAUAUCUCAAGUCAAGAUGGAAGUACUACGUGUACUCUUUUCAGAUUUGCUGAAUCCAGUGAGAUCAUAAUGGGCGAAGAUCUUAAAAAACCUCUAGAGCGUGGAACUUCCAAUAUUCAAGUGCGACCUACUGGGCUCGGAGGGAUGGACCGGCAAAUUGAAAGUAUCAAUGAAAGUCUCGCUGACUUUAACCCUUGUCUGGUCAAUCUAGUAAUGCCUUCAUUCUAUGAACAUAGUCGAGGCAUUCUUCUUUACGGUCCCAAGGGAACAGCCUUUGGCCGCAAUAUCGGGGACGCCGAAUCCAAGCUGCGCAACGUAUUCCAAGAAGCGAUGCGCUGUCAGCCCAGUGCAAUCCUAAUUGACCAGGUGGAGUUUAUUGCGCCUAGACGGACAUCGCUCGAUAGCCAGUCGUUGGCAUCGGUUCUAUGCGAAUGCAUUGACGCUACAAAGAAUGCAUUCAUUCUAAUAGUCGCCGCAACCCGUCAUCCGAAUGAUGUCGAUGAUGCCCUGAGGACCCCGCAUCGACUGGCAACCGAAAUUGAACUGCAUAUUCCGACAGCACAUGAUCGAGCCCAAAUAUUACGUGCCAUAUGUGGAGGCCCAUCCCCGGCAUUGAGUGAUACCCUCAUAGACAUGAUAGCGGAGAAAACACACGGUUACGUUGGUGCCGAUCUUUUCGCUUUGCUUCAGUUAAUUAGUCGCAAGGCACGGCAAAGACAGAUGUCGGAAUUUGAGCUUCGUGUUAGCGACGAACGCACACCUUCCGAUAAUGCUGUUGAAGGUCCGAUUACUCAGGAACCAGGUACAGCUAUACAUAUCAAGGACGUUGAUGUCUUAUCAGCUUUACAGGAAACUCGGCCUACUGCUAUGCGGGAAGUGUUUCUGGAGACGCCCAAGGUCAGGUGGUCGGACAUUGGUGGACAGCACGAAAUUAAGAGACGUCUACAGAAAGCAGUGGAGCGUCCAUUGAAGCAUCCUGAGCGAAUGAGGAGGCUUAAUUUGACCAGCAAGAAAGGUGUACUUCUUUACGGGCCACCUGGGUGCUCUAAGACGCUGACGGUGAAAGCACUGGCCACGGAGGCAGGGCUUAACUUCCUGGCAGUCAAGGGAGCCGAGAUUCUGAGCAUGUACGUCGGAGAAUCUGAGCGAGCAUUACGAGAAAUCUUUCGAAAAGCUCGCUCUGCAAGGCCCAGCAUCAUAUUCUUCGAUGAAAUAGAUGCUAUCGCCUCUAAACGUGGCACUUCAUCACAAGGCGGAGUCAAUGUUCUUACAACCCUUCUCAAUGAAAUGGACGGCAUCGAGGAGCUUAAAAGUGUCCUAGUUAUCGCCGCCACGAACAAGCCUGAAGUGAUAGACCCGGCGUUGAUGCGCCCCGGUCGACUGGACAAUAUACUUUACAUAGGACCUCCCGACUACGAGGCGCGGAAGGAGAUUUUGGACAUAUGGUUCCGCAAAUCUGUCAUUAACCCGGAAGUUGAGGUGGAUGUGUUGGCCAUGAAGACUGACGGGUAUUCGGGGGCUGAGAUCGUGAGCAUAUGUGAGACAGCCGGUGAUGCUGCUUUGGAUGCGGAAGAGGAGACUGGCCAAGCACAAGAUAUCCGAUGGGAGCAUUUCGAGUAUGCGCUCAAGCAGGUGAAAAGACAGAUAACGGCUGCUGUUGUUGAGGCGUACGAACAGUGGGGUGACUCUGUUGACAUAUGA
This is a messenger RNA of Aspergillus niger, 2187 nucleotides long. RefSeq lists its product as uncharacterized. NCBI's taxonomy places the organism in Eukaryota, Fungi, Ascomycota, Eurotiomycetes, Eurotiales, Aspergillaceae. The coding region runs from base 1 to 2187 and encodes 728 amino acids. The transcript is spliced from 3 exons. Gene Ontology annotation, cellular component: cytoplasm. Gene Ontology annotation, molecular function: ATP hydrolysis activity; ATP binding. The record is from RefSeq and is a predicted model, not a curated record.